Phanerochaete carnosa HHB-10118-sp is the source of this 381-nucleotide messenger RNA. RefSeq lists its product as uncharacterized. Bases 1 to 381 code for a protein of 126 amino acids. Lineage: Eukaryota; Fungi; Basidiomycota; Agaricomycetes; Polyporales; Phanerochaetaceae. The record is from RefSeq and is a predicted model, not a curated record. The transcript has a single exon.
AUGAAACGCGCCACAGUGAUCUCUGCAUUUGUGAAGACAGGGAUUCACCCUUGGAAUCCUGAUGCUCUUGAUCCUUCCUUUUUUGCACCAUCACUCAAUACUACCACUGAAGCUGCCCAGCCUAUGCCUACGCAGUUACCUUCCAUCUUAGUGCCAGUUGGCACUAAAUCUACCCUUUCUGCCGCAUCCCAUAGUGCUUUGCCAUCAGACACUUUCUAUGCGACACCCUCUCCAUCUGCAAAUGCUGGCCAGACAUCUGCUUCAGAGACAUCACCAUCAGCGCCACAAAUCCUGUCCAUUCCUCGCUAUGAGAUUUGCAAUUUACCUCCCCUCCUACCUGCAGGUGCAACGCGUGAGGAGCUGUACAAUCAAAUUGGUUAA